GACGGCUCUAUCCGAGGACUUGAAGAGAUCCAGCCCCCAUCUGUCAUCGCCUUCGAGUCGUUGACCCUCAUCGUCAUCUGUCUGGUCGCCCUGCUGGGGAACACGCUGGUCGUCGUUGUGGUGCAUCGCAGCAGACGUGUCCAAUCCACGACAAACUAUUUCGUCACGAGCAUCGCCUUCAGCGACGCCUUGCUCGUACUCUUCUCGGCGCCCUUUGUUUGCGCCCAGGUCGUCGUCCAGGAAUGGCCGGCAGGGCGCGUCACGUGCCGCGUGGUCCGGUUCCUGCAGUUCGCUGCCAUGUCCACCACGUCUUUCGUCUUGGUCGCCAUUUGCAUCGAUAGAUUCUACACCGUUAUUUAUCCCCUCACUUUCAAGGUCACGCGAGGGACUGCUAAAAGAAUGAUCGUGUUCGCCUGGGUGGUAUCGAUCCUCAUUUCCAGCCUGUGUAUUUAUUUCUUUGAUCUGGUAGAGGUCAAGGACGGGAGGGAGGUCAAUGCCACGCGCCCUGUUUGCCCCACGUUGAUCCCUGCCAAAAACUGGUCGGGUGUGUUUUAUGCCAUCCUGUGCGUCACCAGCCAAUUUCUCUGUCCGCUUGUAAUGGUCUCCAUCGGGUAUUCCCGAAUUCUGUGGUAUGUAAGGACGGCGCGCAACCGCGCACGGCGUAGCAGACGGUCUGAGAUCCCUGUCCCUAGGACUAAAGUCAAGAUGGUGAAGAUGCUUUUCUCUCUCACCUUCAUAACGCUGAUGUUCUACCUGCCGUACUACGCGACUCAGACGGUUUACUGUUUCUCCUACCGGGACUACUUCAGUGGCGAUGUUUUUAUUGCUUCCUUCUGGAUCAUCUGCGCUUCCGCGGCCGUUAAGCCGGUCAUAUACGCCUGCAAGAACAGUAACUUUUGGCGCGGUUGUCAAGAGGUCCUGUGUAUGUCCACCAUGAGAUGUUACCGCUUGAACACUUACGCAGUCACGAGGGCCUCAACUCUCGGCAAGAGGAACUAUGUUGGCGUCUUGGAUCUGGCCAAGGAGCAGGUCAGCGUCAGCAUAGAGUCGCCCGUCGACGUGUACAACAGGAACAAGUAUCUGGAGACUUCAGGGUGGUCAUUACAAGGUUCUUUGCCAACCACGUCGUUAUAG
Molecule: messenger RNA, 1134 nt
Organism: Lymnaea stagnalis (great pond snail)
Lineage: Eukaryota; Metazoa; Mollusca; Gastropoda; Lymnaeidae
Source: the annotation of a GenBank genome assembly